GAGGGAUAAAUCGGAGGGGGAGGGGGGAAAAACUCACAACCCCUGACCCCUCUACUUCCAACCUCCUGACCCCUCAAUCCUCCACCCAUCAGCUUACCGACCCCUUAACGCCCCUAUCCCUACGCCGCUUUCACCUCCCACGCCUACCCCUCAACACCUCUCAGUAUGGUUAUGCAUUUCUGACUAAUUAGCCAUCCCUUUAGGGGGUGGAAAUUUGUAAGGGGAAUAACUAAGAAGCAGAUUGGAUAAAGAAUAAGCCAUCCAAAUUACUAAUUCCACGCAAACGAGUCGCGGUUAAAAGCUAGUAGCAUAAUAAGUGCGAAAGUACUCUGUCUGUCUGUUUCCUCUUCACACGCUUAAACCACUGAAACGAUUUAGAUGAAAUUUAGUAAAGUAUGGAGGGUUUUAGGUUCGAGAAAGGACACAUGAAAGUUUUUAUCAAGGAAAUCAUCCCUUAAAAAGCCUUAAGCAAGGAAUAAAGCCCAUGAAACUAUUUAAGUAUUAAGAUACUUAAAUACUUUUUUUAUAAAUAAAACCUUAUUUUCGCUAUCUUGGCUACGGGAAUAUUCAUAGUUAUUCGACUGCGAACACAAUAAAAUUUAUAUCUAAGCAAAGUCGCGCGCAUUUCGAAUAACUUUUUUAAAUUAUUAGUACGUAUUGCUGACUGCGUUGCCGGUCGAAAUUAGUCCCGCAUUUGAGGAUGAAGCAUAGGCAAUCAUGGGAAUGUUUGGUAUGUUAAUUUAACAGCUUGAAGCGCGGGUAAGGCGCGAGCAUUGUUUUUUUAACGAUCGCCCGCUUUCGGGAGCGCCCGCGCAGGUUAUUAGAUGUCCUUGGAAGGUCCGAGUCCAGCCAACGGGAUGAACAGGUUGGACUCACGGACAGACGGACGACUAGCACAGUUAGCCGCCGCCACCGUAACUGGGUCACCCUAUAUAUAUAGUGAAGUUCAAGGCGCAACACUCAUUGCAAGUCAAACUCGCGUUCGAGAAACACGCACUUUCACCAGUGAUAAGCUACAUCGUGGAAGACAGUGUAUCAGUGAUUCAGUGAUUGCCAGUACCGGAACCAGAUAAAGGAUGAGUCAGAAGAUCGCAGGCUGGGCGCUUUUAGCCCUGAUUAGUUCAUCGACGAUUCUUCAGACGAUAGCGUACCCGCAGCAUCACGCUCCCCUCAUCUCACAGUCAACAAGUAAUGUCCGGACACAAAAUCCGCAAUACUACAGCAACUCGUUGCCUCUACCACACGAGCAACAGGUGCAGGAGCGGAAAUUCGCAGAGAAGCCCAACGCUCUCAAGAAAGUCGCGCUGGACGACAUCGACGAUAUUCAGAACAACUCCAUCUCCGAUGGUGGCUUCUCAUGGUCCAACAUGCUUGGUAAGGAGUAUAGUUAUCUUCCAGGAAUGAUAAUGCAAAUGUUGUUCAACCCCGGCGGCACUGGCCCCAACAAGAGUGACAGUAUCGACACGGAUUCUUCCUCUGUGUCGCCGUGGGCUAACCUCUUCUCGAUGGGCCUCAAAAUCCUGACAGCCAUCCUCGGCGGAGGCGCUUCCAGCGACGGUAUCGACAAGGUCGACAACGGCUCCUCUCCCAUGCAGGGUAUAUUGGCUGCGGUACUGUCGACGGUGCUCGGUGCAAAAGAUCCUGACCAGGUCGCCUCCAUGGCAAAACAGGCUGGAGAGUUCAUCAACAUCGUAGUGAACCUGUUGGACGCCCUCAAGACGUCAUUCUCUCACCGCUCUCUGGCCGCUCGUUCCAUGGGUCGCAAGGACUCCGUCAGCGACGCCGCCAUCGCCGGAAUUGCCAUGCUAAAAACCUACGUCAGAUCCUUCAACACAAGCGACGACAAAUGCCUUCAAAAAUACGUUUGCGACGCCAACAAUGAGUGCGCUGCUGAUAUUGGACCUAAGAGUGUUUUCUGCCAACUUGGAACUUAUGCUGCCAGUUUCGUACUCGAGAGGCAAUCUGGUGGUACCUUCGACGACUUCUACGAGGCUGGUCGCCGAGGACGCGGUGGCUUCGACUGCCGCCAGAUGUACCUCGAAUGCAAUGAAGUUUAAGACCAAACACCCAUUCCAUAUUAAUUAUAAAUCGCCAAAUCAUUUUAUUGUCCAAAACUUCGAACUUAAAACCUUUAACGUAAAAUCCGAAUUAACUGUAACGAAACUUCCUAUUUAUUGCUUUGGAAAGUUAACGCGAUCGUGCAGUUAUUAUUGCAUUUCGAUUUCAUAAUGUAUAUUUUUUGUCUAACGAUGAAACAAUGUACACAAGGGUAUAAUUUUAUAUUGCCAUGCCUAAUUUUUGGCGUGAUACGAUCAUAUCCCAUCGCACAAGCUAAGACGCGUUAAGUGUAGUAUUCUAAUAACUUAUUUAAAUUAUUUAUUUAACUUAUUCUAGAAGUUAAUGAGUAGAGAUAACGUAUGAAAACAAAGAAUAUCUGUAUUUAACUGGUCGUAUUUUUUGAUGACCUAGUUAAUUGAGCAUUAUAAAAAAUUGGCAUAAUGUUCAGGGUCAAAUGAACUAUGUGUAAUUACAAUUCCGCCAAUUUCUCAAUAAAUGACGACUGAUGUAAAAAUCUGUGUGAUAUAAAUCAAUUGUAUCACUGAGUAGUUUAGUAAUAGGUUUUGUAUGUAUUUAAAGUGUGUUGUAUGAUUGAGGACGUCCUUGUGUGCAUGUGUGUGUAUAAUAAAUAAUAAAUUAUAA
This is a messenger RNA of Cydia pomonella (codling moth), 2700 nucleotides long. RefSeq lists its product as uncharacterized. The record is from RefSeq and is a predicted model, not a curated record. Bases 1077 to 2057 code for a protein of 326 amino acids. NCBI's taxonomy places the organism in Eukaryota, Metazoa, Arthropoda, Insecta, Lepidoptera, Tortricidae. The transcript is spliced from 7 exons.